CUCGAGUCACUGCCUGGGUUCGACGGCCACCCAUAACAUUCCGCCGACUCCAUAAGUCAUCGUCCCAACUGUCAGGGUACUGACUAGCCGAAACCAACCUUCAACAACGCGGCAAAACCAUUCCUCUGUUUCCGCUUAUAACUUUUUCUUUGCCUGCGCCUCCCGCAGUAUAUAACAGAGCAGGCCAAGCAAUUUGCGUCGUUUCUUUCUUCUCCUUACGCCGGUUCCUUCCUUUCACCGACCAACAACGCACUCAACAGUUACGCAAGAGUCAGCCCCGCCCUGCGCUUAAAUCACUCUCGAAAACACACUCCCCGCUUCAAACCCAUCAAAAAUCCGUCAAGAUGUCUGCGUGGGAUACCGCCGAGGUCAAGAUCGGCAAGAAUGUGCGUAGCGGUGGCGCUCCGCGCGAGACGGUUGUGCGCAGCCAGUCGGCGCUCAACGCGGCCAAGAGGUCUGGCGCUGCAAUCGUCACAGAGAAGAAGUAUGCCGUGGGCAACUCUGCUUCGAAACCCGCCGUAGAAGGCCAGCGUCUCACCAUGGUAGACCGGGCCGACGACAUCGUCAAGCCCAAGACGGUCGGCAUCGAGGUGGGCAAGGCGAUCCAGAAGGCCCGGAACGAGUACGCCAACGCCCAAGGCGGCAAGGGCAUCACGCAGAAGGAGCUCGCGACAAAGUGCAACACGACACCCACCAUCGUGGCCGCCUUUGAGCGCGGCGACGCGGCGCCCGACCAAAAGGUGCUCAGCGCCAUGGAGCGCGUGCUCAACGUCAAGCUGCGCGGAAGUGACAUUGGCAAGCCCAAGUUUGAGAAGAAGGACAAGAAAUGAGUUGGGUGAUUUCUGUCAAAGGAAGACUGGGUGAUGGAUCUGAUUCCGCGUUGAUAGAGCCUGCGCUACCAAGCCAAUGGGGCGUUGCCGCGUCCUGGGUGAUUUGCUCUGCCCUGAUACUGGACGUGGGUGGUGAUGGGAGGGACUCAACAGCAGCAAGGGAUAAGCUGCUGUACGAUGGACGACGGUCGGGAUUACGAGGGUGCGCUCUCAUGGCUUUGGGUUGAUUUUAGCGAGGGCUCAGGGCUCAAAGUGCAUAUGCUUCUGAGGUGGCGUUUGCACAACACGGGGCCGUCUCGGUCUUGCGAUUAGAACUUGUUAGAAGGC
Molecule: messenger RNA, 1157 nt
Organism: Canariomyces notabilis
Lineage: Eukaryota; Fungi; Ascomycota; Sordariomycetes; Sordariales; Chaetomiaceae
Product: MBF1-domain-containing protein
Exons: 2
Coding region: 345-830 (161 amino acids)
Cellular component (GO): nucleus
Molecular function (GO): DNA binding
Source: RefSeq, a predicted model, not a curated record